GUCAGAUGAAACUCUCCCUCCUGUUGCUGUUAAGUUGUGUUGUGCACAGGACUGUUGCACAACAGAAUCCGUUUACACAACAACAACAGAACUUUCUUACUGUACAACAGCAGCAGCAGCUGUUGUUGCAGCAACAAAGAUUGCAGCAGCAGCAACAACAACAGCAGCAGCAACAACAGCAGGGGAUGAGUGGGAUCUCCAUGCAGCCGGCACCAGCGGCACCAUGUCAGCGCGACGGACAAUUUGUCAAGGAUAUGAACAACCACUGCAUAUUUUACAAAUGUACUCUCGGUUUGGGAGGAUUUGAGGCCAACGCCAUGUCCUGUGCCCGUGGUACGGGUGUACCUGAUGAGUACGGGAGAAGCGACCAAUAUCCAGAUACACAGAACCCAUGUACCCUUCUUUCAGAUGGGCGUGGAGCUCAAUGCGGGGAACAGACCAGACAACUUGCACUCCAACUGAACCAACAACGCCGUCUAGGCUCAGUCCAGCAGAACCAAUUGAACCAGAAUCAAUUCAACCAGAAUCAGUUUGGACAAAAUCAAGGUAUCGGUCAACAAGGACAAAUUUAUAAUGCAAACGGGCAGCUGAUAAGUGGCAGUCAGACAUGUUCCGGGGGACAAAUUUAUACAACCUGUGGUUCGCCAUGUACCAGAACAUGUGCCUCUCCCAGCCAGCAGUGCAACCUGGGAAAUCAGUGUGUAGCACGUUGUCAGUGUCCACCUUCCGCCCCAUUCUUUCACCAAAACAGGUGCAUUUCACAAUGUCCAUCAGGUUCCUCUGGAAGCAUCGCUGGAAUUAACACCGGUAUAAACAAUCUUGGGUCAGGUACAAGAUGUAGCGGUGGUCAGGUGUUCACUCGCUGUGGGUCAGCAUGCAUUCGCACGUGUGACAACCCAAACCCCAAGUGCACGGGCCAGUGUGUACAGCGAUGUCAGUGUCCAUUCAGUAAACCAGUAAUUCACAAUGGACAAUGCAUCCAAGCGUACCAGUGUCCAAGUAGAAUCCGUUGGAUCUCAUCUCAGAACAGCGGCUCCGUAUUUUGCAGUGGAGGACAGAUAUACACGCAGUGUGGGUCUGCCUGCACUGCCACCUGCAUAAACAGGCGACCUCGAUGCACUCAAUCAUGCGUCCCACGCUGUCAGUGUCCAUCGUAUCGUCCUAUCAAUUAUAACGGAUUGUGCAUCCAGGAAAAUCAGUGUCCGCCUGGUUCUUCUGGUACGGGAGGAAUCAUCUAUUCAUGUACUGGCGGACAGACCUACCAGCAGUGUGCUUCUCAGUGCUCAUCUACAUGCUACCAACCCAAUAUUGGCGUGCCGUGCACUUUGCCAUGCCGCGCUGGAUGUGCUUGUCCCGCUGAUAAACCUUAUUGGCAUAAUAACCAAUGUUACUCUCAGAUACAAUGUAUCACCUUUGCCCGUGCCAGUGCCACACUUUUCUCUGGAGCCAGUGGAGUGUCAAACACAGGUGGCGUUUCAACCCAGUCUUGCACUGGUGGACAGACCUACCAGCAGUGUGCUUCUCAGUGUUCAUCUACAUGCUUCCAGCCAAACAUUGGCGUACCGUGUAAUUUGGCAUGUCGUGCUGGAUGUGCUUGUCCAUCUGAUAAACCAUAUUGGCAUAAUAACCAAUGUUACUCUCAGAUACAAUGUAUAAACUUCGCGGGAGCAAGUGCUACACUUUUCUCUGGAUCUAGCGGAGCUUCAAACACAGGUGGCGUUAGUGGUGGUUCAACCCAGGCUUGCACUGGUGGACAGACUUACCAGCAGUGUGCUUCUCAAUGUUCAUCUACAUGCUACCAACCAAACAUUGGCGUGCCGUGUAAUAGGGCGUGUCGUGCUGGAUGUGCUUGUCCAUCUGAUAAACCAUAUUGGCAUAAUAACCAAUGUUACUCUCAGAUACAGUGUAUCACCUUUGCCGGUGCUAGUGCUACGCUUUUCUCUGGGGCCAGUGGAGUUUCAAAUACAGGUGGUGUUAGUGGUGAUUCAUCACAGUCUUGCACUGGUGGACAGACCUACCAGCAGUGUGCUUCUCAAUGCUCAUCCACAUGCUACCAACCAAACAUUGGCGUACCGUGUAAUUUGGCGUGUCGUGCUGGAUGCGCUUGUCCAUCUGAUAAACCUUAUUGGCAUAAUAACCAAUGUUACUCUCAGAUACAGUGUAUAAACUUUGCUGGUGCCAGUGCUACACUUUUCUCUGGAUCUAGCGGAGCUUCAAACACAGGUGGCAUUAGUGGUGGUUCAACCCAGGCAUGCACUGGCGGACAGACCUACCAGCAGUGUGCUUCUCAAUGCUCAUCUACAUGCUACCAACCAAACAUUGGUGUACCGUGCAAUUUGGCGUGUCGCGCUGGAUGCGCUUGCCCAUCUGAUAAACCAUAUUGGCAUAAUAACCAAUGUUACUCCCAGACUCAGUGUAUCAAUUUUGCUGGUGCCAGUGCUACGCUUUUCGCUGGAGCCAGUGGAGUUUCAAAUACAGUUUGCAGCGGAGGGCAAACUUUCACGCAGUGCCUGUCAAAGUGCGAUGUGAAAACGUGUUACAACAUUAACCAGAACCAAAACUGCAACAAUUUCGCCCCAUGUCGGUCUGGAUGUGAAUGUCCCAGCACAAAGCCUUACCUCCACAACGGACAAUGCCGAACCCUGAUGGAGUGCCAGAUGACCCUUAGUGGUAGUGGCGGCAGCCAAACUUGCACUGGCGGACAGACCUACCAGCAGUGUGCUUCUCAAUGCUCAUCUACAUGCUUCCAACCAAACAUUGGCGUACCGUGUACUUUGCCGUGCCGCGCAGGAUGUGCUUGUCCAUCUGAUAAACCUUAUCGGCAUAAUAACCAAUGUUACUCUCAGACUCAGUGUAUCAAUUUUGCUGGUGCCAGUGCGUCGCUUUUCUCUGGAGCCACUGGAGUUUCAAACACAGGUGGCGUUAGUGGCGGUUCUAGUCAGACUUGCACUGGCGGACAGACCUACCAGCAGUGUGCUUCUCAGUGCUCAUCUACAUGCUACCAACCAAAUAUUGGCGUACCGUGUAAUCUGGCUUGUCGCGCUGGAUGCGCAUGUCCAUCUGAUAAACCUUAUUGGCAUAAUAACCAAUGUUACUCUCAGAUACAGUGUAUCACCUUUGCUGGUGCCAGUGCUACGCUUUUCUCUGGUGCCAGAGAUGUUUCAAACACAGGUGGUGUUAGUGGCGGUUCUAGCCAGUCUUGCACUGGCGGACAGACCUACCAGCAGUGUGCUUCUCAAUGCUCAUCUACAUGCUACCAACCAAACAUUGGCGUACCGUGUAAUUUGGCGUGUCGCACUGGAUGCGCUUGUCCAUCUGAUAAACCUUAUUGGCAUAAUAACCAAUGUUACUCUCAGGAACAGUGUAUUAGCUUCGCUGGUGCCAGUGCUGCGCUUUUCUCUGGUGCCAGUGGUGUUUCAAACACAGGUGGCGUUAGUGGCGGUUCUAGCCAGACUUGCACUGGCGGACAGACCUACCAGCAGUGUGCUUCUCAAUGCUCAUCCACAUGCUACCAACCAAACAUAGGCUUACCAUGUAAUUUGGCGUGUCGCGCUGGAUGCGCCUGUCCAUCUGAUAAACCAUAUUGGCAUAAUAACCAAUGUUACUCUCAGGAACAGUGUAUCAGCUUCGCUGGUGCCAGUGCUUCGCUUUUCUCUGGUGCCAGUGGUGUUUCAAACACAGGUGGCGUUAGUGGCGGUGCUAGCCAGACGUGCACUGGUGGACAGAUCUACCAGCAGUGUGCUUCUCAAUGCUCAUCUACAUGCUACCAACCAAACAUAGGUGUACCGUGUAAUUUGGCGUGUCGCGCUGGAUGCGCCUGUCCAUCUGAUAAACCUUAUUGGCAUAAUAACCAAUGUUACUCUCAGAUACAGUGUAUCAAUUUUGCUGGUGCCAGUGCUGCGCUUUUCUCUGGUGCCAGUGGUGUUUCAAACACAGGUGGCGUUAGUGGCGGUUCUAGCCAGACUUGCACUGGCGGACAGACCUACCAGCAGUGUGCUUCUCAAUGCACAUCUACAUGCUACCAACCAAAUAUUGGCGUACCGUGUAAUAGGGCGUGUCGCGCUGGUUGCGCUUGUCCAUCUGAUAAACCUUACCGGCAUAAUAACCAAUGUUACUCUCAGGAACAGUGUAUCAGCUUUGCUGGUGCCAGUGUUACGCUUUUCUCUGGUGCCAGUGGUGUUUCAAACACAGGUGGUGUUAGUGGUGAUUCCACCCAGUCUUGCACUGGUGGCCAGACCUACCAGCAGUGUGCUUCUCAGUGUUCAUCUACAUGCUUGCAACCAAACAUUGGCGUACCGUGUAAUCGGGCGUGUCGUGCUGGAUGCGCUUGUCCCGCUGAUAAACCGUAUUGGCAUAAUAACCAAUGUUACUCUCAGACUCAGUGUAUCAAUUUUGCUGGUGCCAGUGCUACGCUUUUCUCUGGAGCUAGUGGUGUUUCAAACGCAGGUGGCGUUAGUGGCGGUUCAACCCAGUCAUGUUCCGGUGGACAAAUUUACAGUAACUGCGCAUCUCAAUGUCCAAAUACAUGUUUCGAACUCAGACGCACGUGUAAUAACCUCCCCUGUCAACCAGGCUGUGUCUGUCCGUCUCACAGGCCCUACCUACACAAUGGCCAGUGUCACGACCUGAACCAAUGCAGUCAAAUAAAUGGAGGUAUUACCAGCACUGGAUCCAAUGCUGGCGCAACUGCAGGACAGUUUUGCAGCGGAGGUCAAACGUUCACGCAGUGCCUGUCAAAGUGCGAUGUGAAAACGUGUUACAACAUUAACCAGAACCAAAACUGCAACAAUUUUGCCCCAUGUCGAUCUGGAUGUGAAUGUCCCAGCACAAAGCCUUACCUCCACAACGGACAAUGUCGAACCCUGAUGGAGUGCCAGAUGACCCUUAGUGGAAGUGGCGUCAGCCAAACUUGCACUGGCGGACAGACCUACCAGCAGUGUGCUUCUCAAUGCUCAUCCACAUGCUACCAACCAAACAUUGGCGUACCGUGUACAAGACAAUGCCGAGCUGGAUGCGCUUGUCCAUCUGAUAAACCUUAUUGGCAUAAUAACCAAUGUUACUCUCAGGAACAGUGUAUCAAUUUUGCUGGUGCCAGUGUCACGCUUUUCUCUGGAGCUAGUGGUGUUUCAACUCAGUCAUGCACUGGCGGACAGAUCUACCAGCAGUGUGCUUCUCAAUGCUCAUCCACAUGCUUGCAACCAAACAUUGGCGUACCGUGUAAUUUGGCGUGUCGUGCUGGAUGUGCUUGUCCAUCUGAUAAACCUUAUUGGCAUAAUAACCAGUGUUACUCUCGGGAACAGUGUAUCAAUUUUGCUGGUGCCAGUGCUGCACUUUUCUCUGGAGCUAGUGGUGUUUCAACUCCGUCAUGCACUGGCGGACAGAUCUACCAGCAGUGUGCUUCUCAAUGCUCAUCCACAUGCUUGCAACCAAACAUUGGCGUACCGUGUAAUUUGGCGUGUCGUGCUGGAUGUGCUUGUCCAUCUGAUAAACCUUAUUGGCAUAAUAACCAGUGUUACUCUCGGGAACAGUGUAUAAAUUUUGCUGGUGCUAGUGCUACACUUUUCUCUGGAGCUAGUGAUGUUUCAACUCAGUCAUGUACUGGCGGACAGACCUACCAGCAGUGUGCUUCUCAGUGCUCAUCUACAUGCUACCAACCAAACAUAGGCGUACCAUGUAAUUUGGCGUGUCGCGCUGGAUGCGCCUGUCCAUCUGAUAAACCAUAUUGGCAUAAUAACCAAUGUUACUCUCAGGAACAGUGUAUCAACUUUGCUGGCGCCAGUGCUACACUUUUUACUGUAUCCAGCGGAGUUUUAAAUAAUGGUGGCGCAAGUGGUAUUUCAACCCAGUCUUGCACUGGCGGACAGAUCUACCAGCAGUGUGCUUCUCAAUGCUCAUCCACAUGCUUGCAACCCAAUAUUGGCGUACCGUGUAAUUUGGCGUGUCGCGCUGGAUGCGCUUGUCCCGCUGAUAAACCGUACUGGCAUAAUAACCAAUGUUACUCUCAGAUACAGUGUAUCAAUUUUGCUGGUGCCAGUGCCACGCUUUUCUCUGGAGCAGGUGGUGUUUCAAACACAGGUGGUGUUAGUGGCGCUUCCACCCAGUCUUGCAGUGGAGGUCAAACGUUCACGCAGUGCCUGUCAAAGUGCGAUGUGAAAACGUGUUACAACAUUAACCAGAACCAAAACUGCAACAAUUUCGCCCCAUGUCGAUCUGGAUGUGAAUGUCCCAGCACAAAGCCUUAUCUCCACAACGGACAAUGUCGAACCCUGAUGGAGUGCCAGAUGACCCUUAGUGGAAGUGGCGUCAGCCAGCAAUGCUCCGGUGGGCAAGUCUACAGUACCUGUUCAUCUGGCUGUACUCGCACAUGUUACAGUAACCAGCAGUGUCAACCUCGGUGUAUUCCUGGGUGCGAGUGUCCGCCUUCGAGGCCAUUUGUACACAACGGCCAGUGUGUUGACCAAUACAGCUGCCCCCUGGGUACUCCAGGACGUACAUCAUCCACCCAGGGUUCUCAAACAUGUAGCAAUGGCCAGUAUUAUACACUGUGUGCAUCUUCCUGUCCACCAACUUGCGAUGAUCCAAACAGAAACUGCGGUCUCAGCUGCAACCCGGGUUGUGCUUGCCCUACAGACAAACCAGUUCUCUAUAAUGGUCAAUGCAUAGCACUAGAGCAGUGUCCUGGUUAUAGUCAAACUAGUCAAACCAACAGCCAGUCUAGUUCUUCCACAGGUGUCGCCACGUCUGGCUCAUCUGGAGUUAUUCAGCCUGGAAUCUUCCAAGGUGGUAAUCUAGGUUUCACCAACAACCAAGGUAUCAGUACGACAAACCAAGGCUUCAACAAUAAUCAAGGCUUUAACAAUAAUCAAGCCACCGGCACAAGUCAAAGCUUAACCAAUAACCAAGGCUCGAUAAAUAACCAGGGCUUUAAUAACAACCAAGGCUUUAACGUGAAUUCAGGUAUAACCACAUCUGGAUCUACAGGCGUAAUACAAGGUACCAACCCAAACCAAGGUUUCAUCAAUAACCAAAGUACCAAUAUAAACCAAGGCUUUAUCAACAACCAAGGUACCAACACAAAUCAAGGCUUCAUCAACAACCAAGGUCCUAACACAAACCAAGGUCUCAAUAACCAAGGUAUCAACCCAAACCAAGGCUUUAAUAACCAAGGUAUCAACACAAACCAAGGUGGGAAAACAAACCAAAACCAAACCAGUUCCCAAGGAUUAAGAACCAGUGGUCAAGGCGCUAAUACAAAUCAAGUGCUGAACAGUAAUCUAGGCUUAAACAAUAACCUAGGUAUUAAUAACAUUCAAGGCUUCAACAAUAACCAAGGCACUCUGGGCACUAGUGGCGAUGACGCUAGCAAAAAUGAAAAUGCAGGAAAUAUUGGUUCCAUUGGAACUAUUAGCGACAAUUCUAUAACGUGUCCCGCUGGCCAGAUGUACGAUAGCUGUGCGACCAACUGUCACAAGACGUGCUACAGUCCUAACCCAGUCUGCCAAGUUACCGGGUGCGUGCCAGGCUGCGUCUGUCCGCUCGAUAGGCCCUUUGAAGAUGCUGGACAGUGUAAACCUGCCAUUGAGUGUCCUCUUGGAUCGGCUGGAAGAAACCAAGCUGGAAUUAGUGGAGUAGUUAACACAAAUACUAACAUAUUCUCGUCACUGUUGACAAACUUCAGAGGCCAGCAACAGCAGCAGCAGCAGCAAGGGGGCGUCUCAACAAACAGUGGUAUAACCUGCUUCAACGGCCAGAUCUAUACAAACACUGCGCCUGCAGUCACUCCCACUUGCGAUAAUCCAAGCCCGAAUUCUAACAAUAACAGGGCGCUCAAUCAAGGCUGCGCGUGCCCAAACCCCACCCCUAUCUUCCACAACAACAGGUGCAUAGCACAGGCAGAAUGCCCUCUGGGAACUUUGGGUAGAGCGUUGUCAGCCUUGACAAAUAUAGGGUCCAGCAGCACUUUCUCAAGCAGCACCACAAGUACUGGCAACAACGGUAAUUUGAUGAUGUCGCUACUCCAAGGAAUCCAAGGCCAACAAGGCUAAAGAUAUGCAAGAAGAGUUACCAAGGAACUGCAGUUCAUAACGUCUCGAGGGACUCAUCAAGUGGCCGAUGUUAAACCAACAACUGCCUCCAACUUUGCAGGAUAUUUUCAUGAAUCAGAUAAUUAAAAUCCUUAGAAUUCGAAAUACUGCAUGCGAUUUAAGUAGUUCGCAUAGGCAUUCCAUUGCUCGUUAAUUGAAGAAGGUUUAGUUUAGAAAUAAAUAUUUCAUUUUUGUAAACAAUGAAUAAUAAAAUAUCAGGAUUGACAAGUAUUUUGUGUGCGAAGAUCCGUAACGCCUACCUCUGCGAUUAUGCUUACCUGUUGUGUGAUGAUAUUUAUAUACUGGUACAUGUAUAUUGAGAAGAAAUAUAUUAGAAUCAAAGUGUUUGCUACAUGAGAUCAAUUCGGAGAAAAUUGUAUAAUAAUUUGAUGCAAACUUAUUUUUAUAAUCAUUUGUUGUAAGUGCUAGUGCAGUUUGUGGGUGUUACAUAAACAAACGUCUUUGCAAAACCAUGGACCAAAACCAUCGGCGCUUUUUGUAUUUGCUGAAUAAGGCACUGUAAAAUAAAAAAAAAAACAAUAAAAGUGGGAAUAUACACCAUCCCUAGAUAAUGACUUCUGUCUUUUCUACUCUCACUACAUAAACGCUGUGAAUGCUAAUGAUUUAUGUAAAACCUGAGAACAAAAAACUAUUUAGAAAUUGAUCAAUCCGGAGGAAGUCAGUUAUGAUAAUAACAAAAUAUUAUACACACUGACUUUAAUGUUACAUGUGUUAACUUAUUCGUUCCAAUGGCUAUUCUGAAAUAAGAGCCUUAUAUAUCUUUUAAUUUGAUUUACUAAAUCCUAAAUCUAUGCCACAACGUAUCGGUACACUGUACAUGUAUACCCUAAAGCGAUGUUUUGUGUGGGUAAAGUUCCCAUCUCUCUCC
This is a messenger RNA of Lingula anatina, 8973 nucleotides long. RefSeq names its product zonadhesin. Lineage: Eukaryota; Metazoa; Brachiopoda; Lingulata; Lingulida; Lingulidae. The record is from RefSeq and is a predicted model, not a curated record.